CCGCCGGGAAGGCGGCGGCGGCGGCGGCGCGCUCCGGCGGUCUGAAGCGGCGGCUGGCUGCCACGGGCCAGCGGCGCGAUGAGCUGGGCGGCCGCCCCCGGCUCGGGGCUGUGAGCGGCUCGGGGCCGGGGGUGGGCGGCGGCGCGGCGGCCGGCCGACGCUCCUCCUCGGCGGCGGCGGCGGCGGCGGCGCUGGCCAUGCGCGGGGCGGCGCGGCCGGGGCGGCCAGGCCGGGGCUGCCUCCCGGGGGCCCGCGGCCUGAGGGCUCCGCCGCCGCCGCCGCCGCCGCUGCUCCUGCUCGCGCUGCUGUCGCUGCUGCCCGCUCCCGGCACCGCCGCCGCCGCCCCGGCCCCGCGGCCCCCGGCCCUGCAGCCAGCGGCCGCGGGGCCCAGCGUGAGCCUCUACCUGAGCGAGGACGAGGUGCGCCGGCUGAUCGGUCUCGAUGCAGAACUUUAUUACGUGAGAAACGACCUUAUUAGUCACUACGCUCUAUCCUUUAACCUGUUAGUACCCAGUGAGACAAAUUUCUUGCACUUCACUUGGCAUGCGAAGUCCAAGGUUGAGUAUAAGCUGGGAUUUCAAGUAGACAAUUAUGUGGCUAUGGACAUGCCCCAGGUCAACAUUUCUGUUCAGGGGGAAGUUCCACGCACUUUAUCAGUGUUCCGGGUCGAACUUUCCUGCACUGGCAAAGUAGAUUCUGAAGUUAUGAUAUUAAUGCAACUCAACUUGACAGUAAAUUCUUCAAAAAAUUUUACAGUCUUAAAUUUUAAACGAAGGAAAAUGUGCUACAAAAAACUUGAAGAAGUAAAAACUUCAGCCUUGGACAAAAAUGCUAGCAGAACUAUUUAUGAUCCUGUACAUGCAGCUCCAACCACCUCUACACGUGUGUUUUAUAUCAGUGUAGGGGUUUGUUGUGCAGUAAUAUUUCUUGUAGCAAUAAUAUUAGCUGUUUUGCACCUUCAUAGUAUGAAAAGGAUUGAACUGGAUGACAGUAUCAGUGCCAGCAGUAGCUCCCAAGGACUGUCUCAGCCAUCCACCCAGACGACUCAGUAUCUGAGAGCUGACACGCCCAACAAUGCCACUCCUAUCACCAGCUCCUCAGGUUAUCCUACCUUGCGGAUAGAGAAGAAUGACCUAAGAAGUGUCACUCUUCUGGAAGCCAAAGCCAAGGUGAAGGAUAUAGCAAUAUCCAGGGAGAGGAUAACUCUGAAAGAUGUACUCCAAGAAGGUACUUUUGGGCGUAUUUUCCAUGGGAUUUUAUUAGAUGAAAAAGAUUCAAAUAAAGAAAAACAAGCAUUUGUAAAAACAGUUAAAGAUCAAGCUUCUGAAGUCCAGGUGACGAUGAUGCUCACUGAAAGCUGCAAGCUGCGAGGUCUCCACCACAGAAAUCUUCUUCCUAUUACUCAUGUGUGUAUAGAAGAAGGAGAAAAGCCCAUGGUGAUAUUGCCUUACAUGAAUUGGGGGAACCUUAAAUUGUUUUUAAGGCAGUGCAAAUUAGUAGAGGCCAAUAAUCCACAGGCCAUUUCUCAGCAAGACCUGGUGCACAUGGCUAUUCAGAUUGCCUGUGGAAUGAGCUACCUGGCCAGAAGGGAAGUCAUCCAUAAAGACCUGGCUGCUAGGAACUGUGUGAUUGAUGACACACUUCAGGUGAAGAUCACUGACAACGCCCUCUCCAGAGACUUGUUCCCCAUGGACUACCACUGUCUGGGGGACAACGAAAACAGGCCAGUUCGGUGGAUGGCUCUUGAAAGUCUGGUUAAUAAUGAGUUCUCCAGUGCUAGUGACGUGUGGGCCUUUGGAGUGACGCUGUGGGAGCUCAUGACUCUGGGCCAGACGCCCUACGUGGACAUCGACCCCUUUGAGAUGGCUGCGUACCUGAAAGAUGGUUACCGGAUAGCCCAGCCCAUCAACUGUCCCGAUGAACUGUUUGCUGUGAUGGCCUGUUGCUGGGCCUUAGAUCCGGAGGAGAGGCCCAAGUUCCAGCAGCUGGUGCAGUGCCUCACAGAGUUCCACGCAGCCUUGGGAGCCUACGUGUGACUCCUCUCCGAGCCCCACAGUGGGGGCUCACCUGGAUCCCGCCACGGACGCUUGGUGUAGGAUGCAGCGCUGGCAGGAGCACCCUCGUCUUCCAGAACACUGUGCCUUUGGGACGCUUUAGAAUCGGAACUUCUAAGACAGACUUAAUGUGGAAUAUUUUUAGAUACGUCUUUUAUUAGGUUGAACUUAAAGGGGUUUUGUAAAUUUUUUGGCCAAAUUUUUUAAAAACAUAGUUACUUUGGAUUAGUACAUUCUUACAAAAUAAACAGUUUUUAAAAUUG
Messenger RNA from Oryctolagus cuniculus (rabbit), 2317 nucleotides. The record is from RefSeq and is a predicted model, not a curated record. Lineage: Eukaryota; Metazoa; Chordata; Mammalia; Lagomorpha; Leporidae.